GAGCUUGAAAGUCAUAUUAACAGAUGAGCUCUGUCAUUGAGGCAUCAUCUCGGAUGGACUGUAACACUCUCUGAAACUUUCUGGAUUUAGGAAAAGCACUAAAGAAGUUGGAUUUGAGUAUCUCGGGUUUAAAUCAUUAGUGAUCAUGACCGAGGAUCAGGAUAAGUCACGCGCGGAGACUCCAAGUAGCCCGGCCGGGUCAUGCAGCUCGAUGUCCGCGGAGGACUCGGACUCGGACGCGUCUUCACCAUCUCCCGCUGGCUCUACCACACACACUUCACUCAUGAUCACGAGGAUGGGUAAAAAGCUAGAGGAGGAUGACAGGUUCCCGGCGUGCAUCAGGGACGCGGUGUCGCAGGUUCUGAAGGGUUAUGAUUGGUCUCUGUUGCCCAUGCCAGCGCGAGGCAGCGGCUCCAGCAAGAGCAAACCGCACGUCAAGAGACCUAUGAACGCGUUCAUGGUGUGGGCUCAAGCCGCGCGCAGGAAGCUGGCGGAUCAGUACCCGCACCUACACAACGCCGAGCUCAGCAAAACACUCGGCAAGCUCUGGAGACUGCUGACGGAGAAUGAAAAGAGGCCGUUUGUGGAAGAAGCCGAAAGAUUGAGAGUUCAGCACAAGAGAGAUCACCCGGAUUAUAAGUACCAGCCGAGGCGACGGAAGGGAGUGAAGCCAGGAGCGAGUGAGUCUGACGCCGCCGUCGAUCUAUCCCAUCACAUGUAUAAAGCUGAACCCGGCAGUUCUUCAGGUCAUAUCUCUGAUCAUACAGGCCAGCCUCAUGGACCCCCGACACCCCCAACAACGCCCAAAACAGACCUCCAUCAUGGAGGAAAGCAAGAUUCAAAGCACGAAGGAAGGCGUUUGCUCGACAGCAGUCGUCAAAACAUCGACUUCAGCAACGUUGACAUUUCUGAGCUCAGCACAGACGUCAUCAGCAACAUAGAAACCUUCGACGUGCAUGAGUUUGACCAAUACUUGCCUCUCACCGGCCAUGUUUCGACGCCGAUUACCUCAGAGCACGGGCAGAACGCCAGCGCUUACGCUUCACCUUACAGCAACGGGGCGUCCUGGAGCCGCAAAGGGCCCGUGGCAUCUUCGUCCCCGGGCACGAGUGAAGUGAACCUGCACAGAGCUCACAUUAAAACUGAGCAGUUGAGCCCGAAUCACUACAGCGAGCCCUCGCCCUCUCACUCCGAGUACAGCGUUUACAGCCCGCAUGCGUUCGCCAGCGCUCAGUGUGACUAUACAGACCUCCAAAGCUCCAGCUAUUACAGCCCUUAUUCCAGCUACCCGUCCGGCCUCUACCAGUACCCGUACUUCCAUUCCUCACGGAGACCGUACGCCAGCCCCAUCCUCAACAGCUUGUCCAUUCCCCCAUCCCACAGUCCCAACGCCAACUGGGACCAGCCCAUUUACACCACGUUAUCCAGGCCAUAAGGGCCAGCCGUUAUUAUGAGAAAGGACAGCUUUAGCUGAGGGGAUUUGUGCCAACUAACUAUGAAAUAAGUGCCUGCUGAUUUUUCCACACCAUUCGACGUUGACUGUUGGUGCUAAAUGUGUGAGUUUAUGCUUGUACAGCCAGUUAUAGCACUUGCAAACGUUUCCUUUUGAUAAUCCCAGGCGUGUUUUGUUGGAUUUAGUUGGUUGAAUCCUUAUUUUUUUUAGAGUAUCCCUGUAGGGGAAAUAUCUGCAGUUUUGUGUUCAGCUCACAGUCACCAGAUAACUCUAAAUGAAAUCAUUGAAAAAUAAUGGAUGACCAAUGGUUAGCAAUGAAAAAUUAUGUUUUAUUGUCUUUUUAUGUGUGCAUAAUUUCAGUGAGCACUUUAACAUGUCAAAGGCUCUUAAUUUGCUGUAAUAAUUGCAUUUUUAACAUCACCAGUCAUUGAUAUCACGUGCUUAUUGUCAUUGACUGCCUUGAAUAAAAGAAAAUAAAAAUUAAUUAUACAGCAAUCAGCUGAAAAUGUUGAGGCUGUGAAACAAACACACGAAACAGUGUUUACUCUGCAUUGUUCUAACAUCGUCUAAUAGUAAUUGCUGACAAUAUUUGUGUAAAAAAAAUAAAACUUUCUCUUAAAACUUA
Messenger RNA from Pimephales promelas (fathead minnow), 2078 nucleotides. RefSeq names its product SRY-box transcription factor 8b (gene sox8b). The record is from RefSeq and is a predicted model, not a curated record. Gene Ontology annotation, biological process: morphogenesis of an epithelium; negative regulation of transcription by RNA polymerase II; neural crest cell development. Gene Ontology annotation, molecular function: DNA-binding transcription factor activity, RNA polymerase II-specific; RNA polymerase II cis-regulatory region sequence-specific DNA binding. Gene Ontology annotation, cellular component: nucleus. NCBI's taxonomy places the organism in Eukaryota, Metazoa, Chordata, Actinopteri, Cypriniformes, Leuciscidae.